GAGGCUUUGGGAAUAAUUCUCUCUCCCUGUAGGAUGGCAUAGUCCUCGGAGCAGAUACGAGAGCAACUGAAGGAAUGGUUGUUGCUGACAAGAACUGUUCAAAAAUACACUUCAUUUCUCCUAAUAUCUAUUGUUGUGGUGCUGGAACAGCUGCAGAUACUGAUAUGACAACUCAGCUGAUUUCUUCCAAUCUGGAGCUCCAUUCGCUAUCUACUGGACGACUUCCAAGAGUUGUCACAGCUAAUCGCAUGCUAAAGCAAAUGCUUUUCAGGUAUCAAGGCUACAUUGGUGCUGCCCUGGUUUUAGGGGGAGUAGAUGUCACAGGACCUCACCUUUACAGCAUAUAUCCCCAUGGAUCAACUGACAAGCUGCCUUACGUUACCAUGGGUUCUGGAUCAUUAGCAGCUAUGGCAGUAUUCGAAGACAAAUACAAACCAGACAUGGAGGAAGAGGAAGCCAAACAGCUUGUGAGAGAUGCCAUUGCAGCUGGCAUAUACAAUGAUCUGGGCUCCGGCAGUAACAUAGAUGUCUGUGUUAUAAGCAAGAACAAGUUGGAUUUUCUCCGUCCGUAUGAUGUGGCCAACAGGAAGGGGGACAGGCAUGGUAGAUACAAGUGUGAAAAAGGAACUACUGCUGUUCUCGCAGAAAACGUAGCACUCCUGGAAAUUGAGGUGGUGGAUGAAACUGUACAAACUAUGGACACGUCCUGAACCAUCAUGUGUUUAUUGUUCUGGGUCACUGGAGACCAGCACUCGUUAUGUUUAGAAGCCUUGCAGCGUCGAGAGAAAUGCACAGCUGAUACAGAAUAAAGAGGGUUCUCACCAUUCUCCCAA
Molecule: messenger RNA, 833 nt
Organism: Pygoscelis adeliae (Adelie penguin)
Lineage: Eukaryota; Metazoa; Chordata; Aves; Sphenisciformes; Spheniscidae
Gene: PSMB7
Product: proteasome (prosome, macropain) subunit, beta type, 7
Exons: 6
Coding region: 75-710 (211 amino acids)
Cellular component (GO): proteasome core complex
Source: RefSeq, a predicted model, not a curated record